Messenger RNA from Cydia amplana, 599 nucleotides. It is a transcript of the gene Pomp, whose product is annotated as proteasome maturation protein. Gene Ontology annotation, biological process: proteasome assembly. The record is from RefSeq and is a predicted model, not a curated record. Gene Ontology annotation, cellular component: nucleus; cytoplasm. The transcript is spliced from 4 exons. Bases 103 to 528 code for a protein of 141 amino acids. NCBI's taxonomy places the organism in Eukaryota, Metazoa, Arthropoda, Insecta, Lepidoptera, Tortricidae.
UAGAAGCCGAAUUAUUUGUUUCGUUACAGUCGUUAGAUCGUUACCCAGUGUCAAGUUUUAUUUUACUCUUUAAAACUGCUAGACUGAAAAACAGAAUACAAAAUGAGUUUCGGUCUGCCACCGUUGAAAGUGAAGCCGGAGGUCGGCAGCGACGUCAAAGUGCAGGAAGGCCCGUUCGGAGUCCCUUAUCCAUUCACUGCAGGGCUGGGAGCGACCAAGGCUAAUGUCGGCAUCACACAUCCUUUGGAAGUGUCUGAACGCAAUUACCGCUUGAAUGAAGAAAAAAUGAAUAUGGCAAUGCUCCGAAACAUCCAGGGUCUCCAUGCACCAAUGAGACUCAAUAUGGAAUUGAACUUUGUAAAUAAGGUGGGCCGCCUACCUUUCCUGCCUAGCUCUAAUCUACAGCGCGACGUCUUAACCGGCCGAGACAUUGAAAUAGGCUUUGAAGACAUCCUCAACACCCCAGACCUGUGCGAAGUUGCCGGCCAACCCCAUGCUGUGGUUGAAAGGUCACUUGGGCUUCUGUGAGAUAUUUUUGAAUAUUAAUUUGUAUCUAAACAAACAACUGAACUAAAGGCGUCUGCAUUGGGGCUAGUCUU